AUGAAGCUCACAUUCAAGGAUCUCAAACAGCAGAAAUUCGUAAUUGAUGCAGAGCCCUCGGAGACGGUCGGACAAGUAAAGGAAAAAAUCUCCAAGGAAAAAGGAUGGGAGGUACCUCAGCUCAAGCUCAUCUACUCCGGGAAAAUUCUCCAAGAUGACAAGACCAUCGAGACAUACAACAUUGAGGAGAAGGGCUUCAUAGUAUGCAUGGUAUCGAAGCCCAAGGCUCCCUCGUCUGCCGCUACACCUUCACAGGCACCUUCGACACCUUCGAGAGCUGCUGCCUCCACGCCUGCUGCCCCGUCUGCUCCUGCCCCGUCUGCUCUAGCCCCUUCUGCUGCCUCUUCUGCUCCGGCUGUACCUGCGACCCCCUCACCCGUCGCUCCGGCUCAGGCACCUGCCGAUGCAUCUGCUGCGUUCAAUGACCCAUCCGCAUUGCUGAGUGGCUCCCAGAGUGAGGCUGUCAUCAGUCAAAUGGAGAGCAUGGGCUUCCCCAGAAGCGAUAUCAACCGUGCCAUGAGAGCGGCUUUCUUCAACCCUGAUCGUGCUAUUGAGUAUCUAUUGAAUGGAAUCCCGGACAACAUCCAACAGGAGCAGCCGCAACAGGCUGCCGCAGCCGCCGCACCGCCUGCCCCGUCCGCUCCUUCCGGAGAGAGUGCUCCCUCGUCGACUGGUGGUGAUGAGCCAGUGAAUUUGUUUGAAGCCGCUGCUCAGGCCGGCACUGGAGAGGGCACUGGUCGUGGAGCUCGUGCGGGUGCUGCCGGAGCUGGGGAAGGACUGCCCAAUCUCGACUUUUUGCGGAAUAACCCUCACUUUCAGCAGCUCCGCCAGUUGGUCCAGCAACAGCCACAGAUGCUGGAACCCAUCCUUCAGCAAGUCGCAGCUGGUAACCCUCAGAUUGCACAGCUCAUCGGUCAGAAUGAGGAGCAGUUUCUCCAGCUCUUGAGUGAAGAGGAUGAUGGCGCGCUGCCUCCAGGUACCCACGCAAUCAGCGUUACAGAGGAGGAGAGAGACGCCAUUGAACGCCUCUGCCGACUUGGUUUCUCUCGCGACCUGGUCAUCCAGGCCUACUUUGCCUGUGACAAGAACGAAGAGCUCGCAGCCAAUUAUCUCUUUGAGAACCCUGAUGAUCCUGACGACAUGUGA
Messenger RNA from Aspergillus lentulus, 1146 nucleotides. NCBI's taxonomy places the organism in Eukaryota, Fungi, Ascomycota, Eurotiomycetes, Eurotiales, Aspergillaceae. The record is from RefSeq and is a predicted model, not a curated record.